Molecule: messenger RNA, 1321 nt
Organism: Xyrauchen texanus (razorback sucker)
Lineage: Eukaryota; Metazoa; Chordata; Actinopteri; Cypriniformes; Catostomidae
Product: protein sel-1 homolog 1-like
Exons: 7
Coding region: 536-1321 (261 amino acids)
Molecular function (GO): protein binding
Source: RefSeq, a predicted model, not a curated record
UCGGUAUAGGGUCGGUCUAUGAACAGAAGUAUGCUAAACAUGAGAAACCGUAACGACAGCUCGAGUUUAAUAAAAAAAUAAUUGGAUUUUAUAGACAUUGGAUUUGCUUUGGAAGCAUAAUAACAGAACUGUGUAGGAAUAAAUUCAUGCUCUGCGACUAUAAUUGCAUUGUGCUCUGAGAAGUGCUUUUUUUGUGCUGUUUGUUUAGCUGUGCUAGCUGUGUAGAAAUCCUGUCAGUGAGUUAGUACAUUGGGCUGUUAGCAGCAAUGCUUUUGUUAGUGGACUUCGGGGUUAAUGUCUGAUUUGGAGUUCGUAUGGAUUAUUUUAUCAUAAUCCGUUUAGUGUCUUCGGAAAAGUUUCGGGUUGAUUGGUUAGCUAGUUAAGUUUAAUAGAUAGUGGUUAUGCAGACAGGUGUAGUUCGCUAACAGAUUUGUGAAACGAGAUGACUAGUUAGUUCAACAGAUACCUGGUGCGCUGUUUUAAUCAUUUAAAAUAGAUUGAUAGUCGUUCACUGUGUUUUACACACACUGACAAGAUGAAAACCAUUAAGAAGGCUUGUCUGGUCCUUAUUCUGGCAGUAGUUGUGACAGCUGAUGUAGCUCAAGAUAAUGAAGGUGCUAUGGAUGGAGGUCAUUCACAGGACACUGAUGAUAAUGAAGGCUCCAGCAUUGUGGUAGGACAUGCCUAUGUCCCAAAAGAUGCCCAGGCCGACAGGAGUACAACAAACACUGGAAAAGAGGGUGAGGUUGAAAGCAUUGAAAAGGAAGACCUUCCAACUCAGCCCCCUCCAACAGAGGAGCGACGUAAAGAAGUUCCGGUGGUGAAUGGUGGAACAGCCUCGGGGGAGCCCUGUUUCUUUCCUUUUCUAUUCCAAGGGAAAGAGUACUCAGAGUGCACUACUGAAGGCAGAGGAGAUGGGAGGUUGUGGUGUGCCACAACCUACGACUACUACACAGAUAAAAGAUGGGGCUUCUGUGAAACGGAGGAGCAGGCGGAGCGGAGGAGGUUAUUGGAAGAGGCUGAAGAGCAGUACCAGGCCACAAUCAGGAUUAUCAAUGGCACCAACCGAAAGACCCAGAAGAAAGAGUUGUAUGACAAACUUCUGAAAAUUGCAGAGGUGGGUCAUUCCAAGGCCAUGGAGAAAGUGGCAUAUGCCAUGCUGUUAGGAGACUAUUUACCCCAGAACGUUCCUCAGGCUAAGGAGAUCUUUGAGAAACUGGCAUUGGAGGGCUCCCCUAAAGCCCAGAUGCUUAGCAACAAAUCAAGAGUUGCCAAUGCAGGCAUCUAUAAAAGGCUGCUGGAAUGUGGCCAGGCUCCUUAG